AAUAUUUGGAGUUUAAAAUCUCAGUCAUUCUUUCAUUGUUCGUUAAUCACAUUUUGGUAAGGAAUGCUGGAAAGCCAGUGACAUCCCAAAUGGAAACGGUCUUUCUCUGGACCACCACGCAUCUACUGCAAUGUACAGAGUUGCAUGUUUUUGCAAUGGUUUUUUUGUUUGUUUUGCAAGAGUCCUGUUCAUCUUGCAUUAGAUGCACUGCAAGCAACUGUUGCUUAGCUAAAACUUCUAGUUUCCAGCCUGCGGGUGUAUGGCCCCAUGGUGAGAACUUAAUAGCAAGCAGAAGCAGGGCAGCUCCUGUUCUGUGUGGGCACAGGUGUGGUGGGGCAGCCCACAGGUGCUCGUAGCGAGGCUGAUGUCCUACAUCUGGGCCACCUUACAGCAAAGAGGCAUUGGUGUUAACAGACCUUCUUAUUACCAAUGGUGAUUCCAAAGGGGAAGGAGGCCUGACUUUCCUUCAUGACACAGAAGCCCAGGCUGCCUUUCCCCUUUCACAGACUGUUUCUGAAUACGCUGUUCUUCCAAAAACAUUUUCUGCUGCUUCUGGCUUUUGCUGCAUGAGAGGAGCCCAAGCACUUUGAUGCCUUCCAGGAUUGGCCGGAUGGCUACGUGCGCCUCAUCUACUCCAGCGAGGAGAAGAACGCACAGAGGCACCUCAGUGGCUGGGCCAUGCGCAACACCAACAACCACAACUGCCAGAUCCUCAAGAAAUCCUGUCUGGGGGUGGUGGUGUGCGCCAGGAGCUGCGCCCUGCCCGGCGGUGCCAGGCUGCAGUUGCGCCCCGCCAUAUGUGACAAGGCUCGACAGAAGCAGCAAAAGAAAGCCUGUCCAAACUGCAACGCGGCCCUUGAGCUCAUUCCUUGCCGAGGGCACAGUGGCUAUCCGGUCACUAACUUCUGGAGGCUGGAUGGCAAAGCAAUAUUUUUCCAGGCUAAAGGAGUCCAUGACCACCCUAGGCCAGAGAGUAAAUUGGAGGCAGAGGCAAGGCGAAGUGCAAUUAAGAAGCAAAUAUCCUCUUCUCACCAGUCCCAGAAAAAGAGACCUCUAAACUCAGAGGUGGGAAGAUACCAUGAUAGCAGUGGUUACGUCAAUAACAUGCAGAAUCUGCCCUGCAUGGAUGGCCCAGAAAGAGUCAGCAUCAUCACAGACACCAGUUUUUCAAUUCCAACUCAGUCUUACCCCUGGCCACAAAACGCUGACCUCUACAAAGCACCUUAUGACUCAGCCAGCUUCCAAGAGGACCAGCUAUCGCCAUACCAGAAGUGCCCCAAUCCAAGGAUCUAUGUGUCCAGACCGUGCAGCUAUGAGUUUGGAGUUCCUACUUUUAUAAGCUCCAGUCCUUACCCAUCAUUUUACAAAGAUCCAACAAAUCCUCCCACUGAUGCUGACCCCAUCAAUUUGAAUGGAUCUCACUAUAGUUCUUUGGCCAGCAAUGACAAGAUCUUUGAUAGUACUGGUAGGCUUUAUGGAUUGAAACCAGUUCGGGGGAAAACUGCCGACAGAGAAAGGAGCGACUAUGGUCAGAUGCAAACAAGGGCUAACCACCCUUAUUAUUGUGGUGAGUACCCCAGCAGGUAUGGUACCAGCCCCUCUCCCAUAGCCCCACCAUUACAAACCGUCAUCACGACUACCACAAAAGUGUCCUACCGGGCCUACAAGCCAUCUGCGCUGAAAUGCAGCAACAACCUCUGCGAUAUGAACAAUCUUCAGAGCUAUACCCACGUGGCUGAAAACGUUUCGGGUGCUAUCUAUUCAGGGAUGAAGAAUCAGGAAGAUUUUGGGAUGAUCAAGUCAGCGUUGCUCUACCAGCAUGAUGCAAUCCCUGCAAAGGCUGAACCAGCUGAGAGCGUGGAGACCUAUCGGUAUGGGCUACCACUGGGGAACAGCUAUGCUGAGCAUGAAGGACAGGACUUAAGGUUGGAAAGUGCUGAAUAUUGGCUAAACACUGCCUAAAUGACAUCAGAAUGAUUAACUCAAACUGGGAAAUAAAUGCGUGACUGCACUGACCGUAUGCAUGGCUUGGGAAUUGAGGAGAAGUGAGGAAGCAGUGUGUUGCAACAACUUAUCCCCCAGAAUUGCCUUUCUGGCACUGAGUGAAGCAUACUGCCCACAAAAUUUCAAUAUGUCUACCAUUAAAAUGGUAUGAGAUGUCCAGCCCCAAACAGGUGAAGGUUGUGCGGAGGCACGGCACCUGUGGAAGCAAAUGGCCUCUGCUGGAGGCUGCGAUUUGCUUACAGCCACCACUCCUGCCUGAGGCUGCGGGCUUGGAGGGGUGCGGUGCUCCAGCUGUAAAAAGAAAACGCUCCCCAGGGGAUAGGAAAAGAUGAUGAUGGAGGUGGUGUAGAUUGCGGUCAAUGGAAAGAAGAGAUGGUAAGACAACUUGCAGGAUAAUCCACCUGAAUGAUCCAUUCACCUGCCACAUUCCUGAUGAAUAGAAGGACUAAUUGUCUUUUUCUGAAAAAAAGAAAUGAUAAAACUUCAUGGAAGCUGCUUUUUUGUUUGACAGCAGCAGGCUAAUGUGAAUGCACCUUCCUGGUUACCUUUCUUCUCUCUGCCUCACCAUUAGGUCUUUCUUUCCUCCAAGGGAUUUCUCCUAGCAUUUUUUUUCCUCUCUGCAAUCAACCUCCCAUGACAGUGGCGGUCUACUGGGAAUGAAGCAACUGACAAAAUGAGAGGCCAAAAAACAAUUUCCAGAGACCCUGAGCUAAACAAAAAAAGUUGCAUCCCCAGAUUCUCAGAUAAUUGAAUUCAUUCUCCAAUAGGCCCAAAAUAAAUACUGCUUGUUUAAAUAUUAUGCAUUUUGGAAGCUGUCUAGUACUGUGUAACGAAAACCAUACCUAAACAAUGUAUGCCUAGCAAGAAAGCUAUGUAGACUGGGGUUUAGUCAGGGUGACAGCAUUUAUUAUUAAUAUUAGUUACCAAGUAUUUUAACUUUUUGGAUGCUCAUAUAUUUUGGAAAAAUAUGUUUUUAUUAUGCGUUGGCUAUGUUUUAAGUAACAGCCUGCUACUGUGUGCUUUUAAUAAAUACGCAUUUAAAAACAAGAUAACAUAAACUAACAUAAGCAACUGGCUAGUUGGCUUCGACAUGCAGAACCUUGUAGUGCUGUCAUAAACCAGUAACCAAAUCUUAUUUGUAAAGCAUGGUGUACAAACUCUUGGGUUUUUAAAAAAGUCACACAUAAUAAGUAUUUCUUUCUUUAACUUUGUAUUUUUAUGAAAACAAUAUAUGCAGUCUGACACUUGAAAUUGAUUCCCACAGGAAUUCAGUGAACAGCAUCCUGUUUCAGUAGUGGGUGGUUGUUCAGCAUUUUGAAAAUUCAAGCCUCUUGCAACUAGAAUUUAUCAAAAGACUAAAUUAAUGUAUCUGUGUCAAAUUUGCAUUGAUUUCUAAUGUAUUUGCUGUCUACCUCACUGGGCUCUUUUAAAAUUUUAUGGCAGUUCUUCCAGGUGCUUCAGAUUACAGAAAAAGAACAGAUUCAUGUGAGCAACAUCAGUUUGGUAAUUAGCCCACAUACUAAGCUAAGAAAAUAACAAGUUACCACCCAGAAAGGCUGAGCCAAAGUUUGAGUUUAUAAGUAUAUAAUGCUAUCCCUGUACACAGAACUGAGAUUUUUCUUCUGUACUCCAAAAUAUAUUGAGUCAUUUGGGCUGUAGAAUAAAAAUUAAGAUAUAAAGCCUUCUAAACUUAGAAGGAGAAAAAAAAUAAAGUGAAGCAAAUUGACUAAAAAAGAUGAGAUAAUAUUCACAGCAGAUCCCAAACUUCAUGAAAAUCUUAAACAAAGAUGUAAGCUGCUCCAUUUUGUAUUGAUUUUGGAGAAAUUAGACCACUGCAACUUAUGCUUUGAAUGUGUUAAAAUGCUAGGAUAGGCUGUGGGGAUUUUGUGCUGUUAAUAUACUGGUAUAAAGUUUGUUGCUGUACCUAUAUGCUUAAAUUGUUAUGCUAUGCUCUUGAAAUGCUUCCUUUUAAGCAGCACUUGGCUGCAUUUUCUCAACUGAUGUACCACCUGUGUUAGGAUGCUACUUUUUGGAUGUGGAUUCCUGUCUAGUAAACACAACAACUGUUUAACACGGUACAAAGACAGGGUAGCAAUUACCUCAUCACAUCCACUUGAGCAAAUAAAAAAUCCCUGAAGGUUAUUGCAGCCUUUCUCUACACCGACACCACUGCCUUUUGUGCACAAGCAUCUGCAACAACCUGUCUGUUCAAUACCCUUUGUGGUUAAAAGAUCAGAUGGAUACAAUCUAGUGCAGCACAUAGUUUUCUCUCCAAAAUAUAGCAAUUUGAAAGCAAUGUUAGCUUCCGUACACAAACAAAAAAAGCUGAAAUCAAACGCCUCUUUGCUGUUUUAUAUAGCUGCAGAAUUAUCUUUAAAAGUCUGCUUCCCAAGCAAAGCAGCAUCCUUGAAGAAAGAUGUGCUCCCUUCGGUCCUUGAGUAGCUGCUUUUCCAUUCAUCGUACCAUUCAGAUGGGGUUUCUGGCCCUUCCUCGAGCACAAGAGAGGAGUGUAUGGGCCACCCGCAUCCUGUGCCACGGCAGGCAUCCUCACCUAACAAAUUCCAGUUGUCACAGCAAAGCUGAGGAGUGGAAAAAAUGUGCUUUCAGAGCUCAGCCACCUGUGGCUCCGGCUUUGUAUGGACAACAAGUGCCCUACUGAGGCGGAGCACCAGCUGUCCCCAGGCUGAGGAUGCCCUUUUUACUCAAAAAAGCAGCCUUUUAAUGGCAAGGUUUAAAAGCACAAGUGUGUUGAAUGGAUCCCUUCCAGAGACAAGAGGCUUCUCGAUGAUGUUUCUCAACACGUGUACCUGCCAGGCGUGGCCAUGUGUCAUGGACCUGAUGUGGGCACCUGUAUGUGGGCAUUGCCACCUGGUCCCCUCUGCUGCUAGCCCCUGCCCUCAGCAGCAGGUCCUGCCAGGGAGACAGAGCCUGGCAGCCCAGCAUCUUGGGUCUGCUGAGCUCACUGGUGUCUCUCCUCCUCUGGGACACCCAAUGGGGAGGUCUUCAUGAUCUCUGCGGACAGAUGCAAGUGUUCCUCUGAGCUCUACAGGUGGGAA
This is a messenger RNA of Cygnus olor (mute swan), 5060 nucleotides long. It is a transcript of the gene GCM2, whose product is annotated as glial cells missing transcription factor 2. Gene Ontology annotation, cellular component: nucleus. The coding region runs from base 679 to 1962 and encodes 427 amino acids. Lineage: Eukaryota; Metazoa; Chordata; Aves; Anseriformes; Anatidae. The transcript has 5 exons. The record is from RefSeq and is a predicted model, not a curated record. Gene Ontology annotation, molecular function: DNA-binding transcription activator activity, RNA polymerase II-specific; RNA polymerase II cis-regulatory region sequence-specific DNA binding. Gene Ontology annotation, biological process: gliogenesis; regulation of transcription by RNA polymerase II.